GGCGCCCUAUUUCCUUUCCUCUUGCAGUAUAUGGAUAAGUGCGCGAGCUGUGAGAGAAAUUAAGUGUUCGACGCUCACUAACUUUUGUCACAAACACCGUUUAACUUUGACUAAAGGCGGGAAAUACACCAGCGCUUAACUUACUAGGUUAAGGUGGUGUUUUUGCUCCGUCUGGGUGUGUUUGAGUUGUAAACAGUGAAAAAGGAGUUGUGGGUGGGUUUGACGGUUAUGGCAGCACCGCGACCCAUUAAAGGCAUCCUGAAGAACAAAACCAGCACCAAAGCCCCACCCGCAGAACCAGCCCAGGACAUUUCAGAACAAGGAGUCCCUAGAAACCCUGAAGACGACCAACAGAAGAAAUCACAGAAAUGGGAUGAAAUGAACAUUUUGGCCACAUAUCAUCCAGCAGAUAAGGACUAUGGGUUAAUGAAGAUUGAUGAACCCAGCACACCAUACCACAGGAUGGUUAGCGAUGACGAGGACGAGGGGGCGCUCAGCGACUCGGAUGGGAAUACAGUACUUCCCGGAGAUGACCUCGCAAAGAAGCUGGCAGCAGCGGUGGAGGGCGCUGAAUCUCGCUUCAUGAGGGAACCAGAAGAGGAGAGCAGUGAGGAAGAGGAGGAAGAAUUGAGUCCAGAGGAGCAAGCCAGAAAGAAGCAGUUUCAGAUGAUGAGGAAGAUGCAUUAUAAUGAAGGUCUUAACAUCAAACUCGCCCGACAACUUAUCGCCAGUGAGCUAGAGGCGGAGGAGCAGGAGGAUAAGGAUGAAGAGAUGAAGGACGACACAGAGACAGAGGAUAUCACUUUUGACCCCCCACAAGAUGCUGAUUCCUUGGAUUCGUAAGGAUGUGAACAUUUGUCCUUCAACCCCUGCCUUGUGACAUUAACCUCUUAAAGGCACAGUGUACUCCCUGUGUACUCCACCAAUGCCGCAGUGUCACGCAUAUCAACCGGCUCCUUCAUUUGCCAAAUAUUUAUUGUCAGCAUACAUAGAAACAAGACUGUUAUCAGACAGUUACAGGCUGGACUCCACCCUCUUCAUGUGCCGAGAGAGCUGCCUGACAACUGCCACACCACUGAGACGAACGCUCGUGCCCAAACGCUGCCGUUUUCAUCAGCUGAUCUCUUGGUUUGACCGUUGACUUCCAAAAUGAACCAUAUUGUUUCUCUUAUUUCCAAAUACAAAUGUCCAUUUAUUUUAGUUUAAUUGAAGGGAAAGCUCACCCAAAAUUGAUUGUGAAUUGAACAAAUGGGUGUUUUAGCAUGCACUGGCUCUACAUUAAUGCAGAAAUUUGAGAUUGAAAUGAAGGGGAAUGACGUGGCCUUGGGCUUUUUAUUGUGACAAGCACAUAUAGCCUGUGUUAAACUGCUCAGAUGAGCUCUACUGUAUGCAUGGCUUCUGAAAACCAUGUUUCAUUACAUUGGCACUAAUUGUAUCUCUGCCCUGUGUAUGAAUUAACAGGUGAGUAUUACUUAAUUAACUGUAAAACUACUGAUGAAUAGACUGAACCCUUUGGUUGUCUCGAGUGCUUUUUUUUUUUUUUGUGGGGGGGGGGGAUCUUUAUUUGAAUUUGAAUUUUUUAUUUUUAUUUUUUUUUUUUUUUAAACACAUGGGAUUUUUUUUUUUUUUUUUUUUUUUUUUUGUGAUAAUUAAAGACUAUAAUUGUCUCUCCCACAAUACUGAAUUAAAAAUGAAUUAAAUUAUUUUUCCCAAUUCCACUGCUAAAAUGAAAUUAUCAUUAGUUAUUCUGAUGUUUUAUCACUUUAUAAUCAUGAAUGUAUUCACUUCUUACCAAUAGCAUUUCCUUCCAAAUAAGAAAUAUGUUGCAUAGAGAAAAUUAAGUAUAUAUAUGUAUAAAAUUGUGACAACUUUCAGGACAGUUAAGCACAUUUUCCUCAAUUCUAUACUGUAUGCAAAAAAACAAAAAAAAAAGAAUGAAAAAAAUCUCUAUUUAAAAACUAUUUUGUGUAAAUUGUAAAGUAUUUUUAUAUCAUGGUAGUAUUUCUUGCAUUGCCUUUAAUACACAGUGUGAUGGUGUGAUUAAAAAAAACAUAUAUUAUUACACCAAUUUUUACUAGAAAUAUGUGGAGGAAUUACUGUAAUAAGAAUUUGGGUAGCACUUAAUUUUACAGUACUGUUCUAUAUUUAUGUCCUACAUAAUUACAACAACUACAGGAAUUACCUAACCCCAACCCUAACCUUAACUCAUAUUAAGUACAUGUAGUAACGUAAUAUUACUCAGUACUUUCAUGGGUAAAUUCACUGUAAGUGCACGUACUGUAAAAUAAAGUGCAAUCAAAAUUUGUCAUAAAAAUAAAGUUACAAUGAAACAAAUCUUAUUGGUCCUAAAAAUAGGCUUAAUUUUCUUUAUGCAAAAUAUAAUUUCUUCUUCAUGUGAUGGUGUGAAAUAUGGACAGUUCUGUGAGAUUCGCCCAUAUAACGUGAUUGCUUUUUGAAAAAGUUGCAUUGCCUUUCAUUUAUAUUUUCAUUUUUAUUAUAAUAAAAAAAAGAAACAAAAAAAAAUGUGUAUUACGGUAAUAAGAAUUCUAACGGUAAAAUCAAAAAUGUCUUUAGGUAUUACGGUAUUGAGAAUUUUGGGGGAAAUGUGCUUAAUUGUCAUGAAAAUAAUGUCACAAAUAUAAUUUCUUCUUAAUUUGAUUUUGUGGUGAAAUAACACAAGGAUUGCUUUUUAAAACAGUGUUUCAGUUUGAAUAUAUUUUUAAGACCCUUCUCUGGCUGAUGAGUUUGUCCGCAACAUGAAAUGGCACAAUCAUUCAUUUGAAAUCUCAAAGUGUCUUUUUGACUGAGUCUUUUUGUUCCCAUUGGUAUGAAAUAAAUGACCAAGUCCUUGACUGAAGAUGUUAGACAGAUGUGUUGAAUUCUCCUUACAGUCUCGAAGGGUUGUAUAUUGUUAAUAUCUGAUGGUGUGUUGUACACUGGUGGAAUGGAGAUGAAAUGUAAAUUCAGUGUUAUGGCAAGAAUGGCAGGUGUCUGUAAUAUCCCAUCGGUCAUUGACAUGGUCUGCACAGCACUGCGCUUGUACUGUCAAGUUAAAUAUAUUUGUACAUUAAACACGAAUGAUAAAUGCUUAAACAAGUGCUUUGAUUAUAUGAUUAUGUUGACCUUACAUUUUUCUUUGUGUCAAUUUAGGUAAUUUGGUGACUUCUUUGUGUCCAUUAUUUUAACCUCGAGAUGUGUGUUGUUUUUGUGCAGAUUUGGCAACCAUUAAAAUAUUGAUAUAAA
Myxocyprinus asiaticus (Chinese sucker) is the source of this 3243-nucleotide messenger RNA. RefSeq names its product protein phosphatase inhibitor 2-like. Gene Ontology annotation, molecular function: protein phosphatase inhibitor activity. Gene Ontology annotation, biological process: regulation of signal transduction. NCBI's taxonomy places the organism in Eukaryota, Metazoa, Chordata, Actinopteri, Cypriniformes, Catostomidae. The coding region runs from base 229 to 843 and encodes 204 amino acids. The record is from RefSeq and is a predicted model, not a curated record. The transcript is spliced from 6 exons.